Lingula anatina is the source of this 404-nucleotide messenger RNA. Its product is annotated as transmembrane protein 134. The record is from RefSeq and is a predicted model, not a curated record. NCBI's taxonomy places the organism in Eukaryota, Metazoa, Brachiopoda, Lingulata, Lingulida, Lingulidae.
UACCAAGCUGCUGCCUUCCGUAAACAUGAAGGAUGGCAGGCCGAGGCUUUUCUGUAGAUGAUGCAUUUGAAUCUGAUGAAGAUGAAAAAAUCAGAACAUAUGGGUCCACAACAGCAACGAAAGCAUUUAGAGGUGCUGGUAAGCAAGAAAAGACAAAGGAACAGCACGAAGAACAAUCAUUUCAGGUUUCUGAAAGUGGUGGAUUACUAGAAACUUCCCCAGAUUCUCCUUCGGCUAAACUGGACUUGUCUCGGUUAUCAUUUGCUGACACUGGGACUACAGAUGAUGCAAGUAUAUCUGUGAAAACAUUCUCUGGCAAUGUGAUCUCUGUGAAUUUGUAUCAAAGCUUUUAGAAUAACAGGUUUCCUGUAAAGAUGUAGCUGCCAAAAUAAAGUACUAGUAGG